ACCGAACCGUCCUGUGGCGGUCACACCUCACACUGGGGAGCAGCGCGCCAUUACCACCACAUCCUCCUCCACGUCUAACACGACCACCACAAUGGGUGAAAAUUACGAGUUCCGCGAGUGCAAGCGCUCCCGUACGGACAAAUACACGGCUGCCACAGAAUCCCAAGGCGAGUGGUUCAUAGGCAGCAUCGAUCAAGGCACAACCUCUUCUCGCUUCAUCAUCUUCGACAGCGAAGCGGAACCAGUCGCAAGUCACCAAAUCGAGUUCGAUAACCACUACCCGGAGUCAGGAUGGCACGAACACGACCCCAUGGAUCUCGUCGGAUCCGUUGAAGAAUGUAUAGAAAAGGCGAUGGAGCAGUUCAUCUCCAAAGGCUACUCCAAAUCCCAGAUCAAAGCCAUCGGCCUCACAAAUCAAAGAGAAACAAUUGUGGUCUGGGACAAGUACACGGGCGAGCCGCUUUGCAAUGCCGUCGUGUGGCCCGACACUCGCACGAGUAACAUCGUCCGCGAGCUCAAGGCUCGUCCCCACUCCGACAAGCUUCUCGACAUGUGCGGUCUACCCCUCAGCACAUAUCCCUCGAGCGUGAAGCUCCUCUGGCUGAUCCGCAACAAUGAAGCCGUGGGUCAGGCUUAUGCCGAAGGACGGCUGGCUUUUGGCACCGUUGACACCUGGCUGAUUUACCAACUCAACGGCAAGGAGAAGAACAUCCACGUCACAGACAGCACCAACGCCAGCCGGACCAUGUUCAUGAACCUGCGGACGCUGAAAUACGACGACGAGCUCCUGGACUUUUUUGGCAUUGACCCCCGGAAGGUCGCCCUCCCCAAGAUCGUGCCUUCAAGUUGCUCUGAAGCCUACGGUACUUUGGGCCGUGGUGCUCUAGCUGGUGUCAGGAUUGCGGGCUGCUUGGGCGACCAGUCUAGUGCGCUGGUCGGGCAGUGUGGCUUCAGCGCUGGUCAGGCCAAAAAUACCUAUGGCACAGGGUGUUUCCUGCUGUACAACGUCGGAACUAAGCCCGUCAUCUCCCAGUACGGUCUGUUGGCUACUAUUGCAUAUGAUUUCGGUCCGGGUACCGAGCCGGUGUACGCACUGGAAGGCAGUAUUGCGGUCGCUGGAUCGGGUGUCAAGUUCUUGAUGAACAACUUGGGGUUUGAGCGCGACUCAACCAGGGUCACCGCACUGGCCGAGAGCGUUAAGGACAACGGUGGAGUGUAUUUUGUCACCGCCUUCAGCGGUCUCUUCGCCCCUUACUGGAUCGACGAUGCGAAGGGCACAUUGUUCGGUUUGACACAACACACCAACAGGGGCCACAUCGCGCGCGCAACCCUCGAAGCUACAUGCUUCCAAACGCGCGCAAUUCUUGAUGCCAUGGCCAAGGACUCAGGCCACAGUCUCGAGUCCCUGGCGGUGGAUGGCGGCAUGUCCAACUCUGACCUCACCAUGCAAACACAGGCCGACCUCACCAAUAUCAUGGUGGAGAGGCCCGCCAUGCGCGAAACAACAGCGCUCGGCGCCGCUAUCGCGGCCGGCCUGGCCAUCGACGACGGCGGCUGGAACAGCUUAGACGAGAUAUCCUCCAUGAUGCGGAAAAAGAAAGGCAGGUGCACCUUCGAGCCGCAAAUGGACAAGAAGACGGUCGCCAGAAUGUACACGUGUUGGGAGAGAGCCGUGGAGAUGAGUCGUGGAUGGGUGACUCAGGAACAUCACGACGAGGAAGAGGAGGCGGAACUGUCCAAGCUUGUUCGAGAGGACAGUGCCAUCGAACUCGGUCAAAAAGACGAGGAGUCGGCUAAGGUGGUGUAAUGUCGGAGAAGGUGCGUGCCGUCGACUCGGCUGAACAUACACGUACAUAUAUCGCGGGCUGGAAAGAUAUCCCCCCGCCCCUAUGCUAGAGUAGGAGUACUUCGUGUAUUAGUAGGCAUUAAUGGAACUGCAUACUAAUACCUUACUUUAAUCUACCGAAUCAUUUGGUGUGCACAUGUGGCCAAGAUGCUCAACACACACCCCUCCGACGUCGACGUAUCGAGUAACAGCCCACUGUAGACAUUCGAUACAUUCAACUAGUAAGUAGUAUGUAAAGAAAUACUGAAAGGCUCACCUCAGUUUUAGUCAAUGUGGCGAAGUACCCCCCCGAGUUGUCGGCACA
This is a messenger RNA of Pseudomassariella vexata, 2150 nucleotides long. Its product is annotated as glycerol kinase. Gene Ontology annotation, molecular function: glycerol kinase activity. The record is from RefSeq and is a predicted model, not a curated record. The coding region runs from base 92 to 1807 and encodes 571 amino acids. The transcript is spliced from 3 exons. NCBI's taxonomy places the organism in Eukaryota, Fungi, Ascomycota, Sordariomycetes, Amphisphaeriales, Pseudomassariaceae. Gene Ontology annotation, cellular component: mitochondrion. Gene Ontology annotation, biological process: glycerol metabolic process; triglyceride metabolic process; glycerol-3-phosphate biosynthetic process.